Molecule: messenger RNA, 1903 nt
Organism: Cannabis sativa
Lineage: Eukaryota; Viridiplantae; Streptophyta; Magnoliopsida; Rosales; Cannabaceae
Product: rab GTPase-activating protein 22-like
Exons: 12
Coding region: 715-1665 (316 amino acids)
Biological process (GO): activation of GTPase activity
Molecular function (GO): GTPase activator activity
Source: RefSeq, a predicted model, not a curated record
UUUCUUUCUUUUUUGUUAUAUAUCUAUGAACCAAAGCCAAUCUAAAAAAAAAAAAAAAACCCAUAGAAAAAGGCAAACGACAAAACACUUGUCAAAUCAAAUAACGGCUAAGAAUUUUAUAUAAUAUAAUCAUCAAAUCAUUACCUUUCUCUUCUUCCUUCCCUUCUUCCAAUCUCCAUCAUCCCUCUGUAAAUUUUUUAUCUUUUUCUAAACAUUGACUGAAAAACCUAUAUGGGAUUAUAGCAUUUGGAUUAUUCCACAAAUUAAAGGGAAAGAGGAAAAGAAAGAUUUGUUUUUUAUUAUUAUUCUUGUUGCUUUGGAUGAUUGGGUGUGAGAAAAUGGCAUCACUUUUUAUGAGGAAAGCAUCAACAGCUGAAUUAGAGAUUUUUUACCCAAUUAGAACAGAAUGCCAAGAAGAUGUACCCAAGACCCGUUUUAAGCUCAGGUGUUGUUUUAAUACCUACUUUCACAGGCAGGGAAAACUCUAAGCCCAAGAAGAUGGAAUGUUGCUUUCUCUGAAGAUGGUCAUCUCGAUAUUGCCAAAGUUCUUAGAAGGAUCCAAAGAGGGGGCGUUCAUCCUUCGAUUAAAGGAGCGGUAUGGGAAUUCUUGUUAGGUUGUUAUGAUCCAAAUAGCACCUUUGAAGAGCGAAAUAUCCUUAGGCAGCGACGGAGGUAAGGGAGCAGUAUGGCUCAUGGAAAGCUGAAUGCCAAAAAAUGGUUCCAGUUAUCGGUAGUGGAAAGUAUAUCACCGCAGCUAUCAUUACUGAUGAUGGCCGACCAAUGGAAGAUUCAACUAUCGAUAAAAUGAGUGAUUGUGAGGUUAUGUCUACAUCUUCUAUCAAUUCAGACAAAAAAGUGAUUCAAUGGAAGCUUUUAUUGCAUCAAAUAGGAUUAGAUGUGGCCCGAACAGAUCGAGCACUUGCCUUUUAUGAGAACGAAGCUCAUCAAGCCAAACUUUGGGAUAUUCUGUCUGUUUAUGCUUGGCUAGACAAUGAUAUUGGUUAUGUUCAAGGAAUGAACGAUAUUUGCUCGCCAAUGGUAAUACUUCUUGAUGAUGAAGCAGACGCAUUUUGGUGUUUUGAACGAGCUAUGCGAAGGCUGAGGGAAAAUUUUAGGUGCAGCUCAAGUUCCAUAGGUGUGCAAGCUCAGUUGUGUACACUGUCUCAAAUAAUCAAAGCUGUUGAUCCUAAGCUUCAUCAACACCUCGAGGAUCUAGAUGGCGGGGAGUACUUAUUCGCAUUUCGAAUGCUGAUGGUACUUUUCAGGAGAGAGUUUUCCUUUGUGGAUGCAUUGUAUCUUUGGGAGCUGAUGUGGGCCAUGGAAUACAAUCCAAACAUCUUCACAUUACAUGAGAGUGCAGCAAUUUCUGAGUCAGAUAACAGUAGUGCAGCAACCGAAGUAGACGAUAAAGUUCUAAAGCAAUGUGGAAAGUUUGAGAGGAAAAAUGUUGAGACUAAAAGUUCAGAUCCACAUAGUGUUCUUGCUGUUUUUUUAGUUGCAAGUGUUCUUGAGACUAAAAACAAGAAGCUUUUAAAGGAGGCAAAGGGUUUGGAUGAUGUUGUUCAGAUCUUAGGUGACAUAACCGGAAAUCUUGACGCGAAAAAGGCGUGCAACGAGGCAUUGAAGAUUCAUAAGAAGUACCUAAAAAAGACUCAGAAGACAUAGUCAUUUGAAGAUAUCAAUCUAUUUUCCAAACCUUUGCAUUCAAAUGGUUGGUGAAUUCAUCUGUGUGAUUGCUUCAAUAAACUGAAGUAUGAAUUUUGUAUUUUUUUUUUUUAAUUCGAAAAGGAAAAAAGAAAGAAAGAAAAACAAUCAAUCUUGCUAUGUCAUAUUUGUGCAAAUAAAUUAUUUGUUUUGUAUAGAUACUUUUGAUUAAGAUUAAUUUGUUUGCAUAAUUCCAAGC